Molecule: messenger RNA, 1448 nt
Organism: Lepus europaeus (European hare)
Lineage: Eukaryota; Metazoa; Chordata; Mammalia; Lagomorpha; Leporidae
Product: forkhead box protein N3-like
Exons: 1
Coding region: 48-1433 (461 amino acids)
Biological process (GO): regulation of DNA-templated transcription
Cellular component (GO): nucleus
Molecular function (GO): DNA-binding transcription factor activity; cis-regulatory region sequence-specific DNA binding
Source: RefSeq, a predicted model, not a curated record
GCGCCCCCGAGCCCCCGUGCCCGCUCCGGCCAGGAGCCUUCACGUAAAUGGGUCCAGUCAUGCCUCCCAGUAAGAAGCCAGAAAGCUCAGGAAUUAGUGUCCCCAGCGGACUGAGUCAGUGUUACCGGGGCAGCGGUUUCUCCAAGGCCCUUCAGGAAGACGAUGACCUCGACUUCUCCCUGCCCGACAUCAAACAGGAGGAGGGGGCCAUGGAAGAUGAGGAGCUGACCAACCUGAACUGGCUGCACGAGAGCAAGAACCUGCUGAAGAGCUUCGUGGAGCCGGUGCUGAGGAGCGUCAGCCCCGUGCAGGAGCUGGACGACGACACGCCCCCGUCCCCGGCCCACUCCGACCUUCCCUACGAUGCCAGGCAGAACCCCAACUGCAAGCCGCCCUACUCCUUCAGCUGCCUCAUAUUCAUGGCCAUCGAGGACUCUCCGACCAAGCGCCUGCCAGUGAAGGAUAUUUACAACUGGAUCUUGGAACAUUUCCCGUAUUUUGCAAACGCGCCUACUGGGUGGAAGAACUCAGUGAGACAUAAUUUGUCGUUGAAUAAGUGUUUUAAGAAAGUGGACAAGGAGCGGAGUCAGAGUAUUGGGAAAGGGUCGUUGUGGUGCAUAGACCCAGAGUAUAGACAAAAUCUAAUUCAGGCUUUGAAAAAGACACCUUACCACCCACCCCCACAGGGGCUAAGCAGGCCCCCCAGCUCUCCUCACGCAUAUCAAAGCACAUCAGGUCCACCUAUCUGGCCAGGCAGCAUGUUCCUCAAGAGAAACGGAGCCCUUCUACAAGUUCCCCCAGGAGUGAUACAGAAUGGAGCGCGGGUUCUGAGCCGAGGGCUGUUUCCUGGCGUCCGGCCACUGCCAAUCACUCCCAUUGGAAUGACAGCCGCCAUGAGGAACGGCGUCAGCGGCUGCCGGAUGCGGACUGAGAGCGAGCCAUCGUGCGGCUCCCCGGUGGUCAGCGGAGACCCCAAGGAAGAUCACAACUAUAGCAGUGCCAAGUCCUCCAACGCCCGGAGCACCUCGCCCGCCAGCGACUCCAUCUCCUCCUCCUCCUCCUCCUCCUCCUCCUCCUCGGCCGACGACCACUACGAGUUCGCCACGAAGGGGAACCAGGAGGGCAGCGAGGGCAGCGAAGGGAGCUUCCAGAGCCACGAAAGCCACAGCGACACCGAGGAGGACGACCGGAAGCCCAGCCAGAAGGAGGUCAAGGACGCCCUCGGGGACAGCGGGUACGCAUCCCAGCACAAGAAGCGCCAGCACGUCGCCAAGACCAGGAAGGUCCCCAGCGACACGCUGCCCCUCAAAAAGAGACGCACGGAAAAGCCGCCCGAGAGCGAUGAUGAGGAAAUGAAGGAGGCGGCCGGGUCGCUCCUGCACCUGGCGGGGAUUAGGCCCUGUUUGAACAACAUCACCAAUCGGACAGCAUAGGGGCAGAAGUAGCAA